GGCGGCUCCUGUCGCCGAUUGUCAGUAUUUAAACAGACCACAUCAUGCGUGAGUACAAGCUAGUGGUCCUUGGUUCAGGAGGCGUGGGGAAGUCCGCUCUGACAGUUCAAUUUGUUCAGGGAAUUUUCGUUGAAAAAUAUGACCCAACGAUAGAAGAUUCCUACAGAAAGCAAGUUGAAGUAGACUGCCAACAGUGUAUGCUCGAAAUCCUGGAUACAGCAGGAACAGAGCAAUUUACAGCAAUGAGGGAUUUGUAUAUGAAGAAUGGCCAAGGGUUUGCACUAGUAUAUUCAAUUACCGCUCAGUCCACGUUUAAUGACUUACAAGACCUGAGGGAACAGAUUUUGCGAGUUAAGGACACAGAAGAUGUUCCAAUGAUUUUGGUUGGCAAUAAAUGUGACCUGGAAGACGAGCGAGUAGUUGGCAAAGAACAGGGUCAGAAUUUAGCAAGACAGUGGUGUAACUGUGCCUUUUUAGAAUCUUCUGCAAAGUCAAAGAUCAACGUUAAUGAGAUAUUUUAUGACCUGGUCAGACAGAUAAAUAGAAAAACACCAGUGGAAAAGAAGAAGCCUAAAAAGAAAUCGUGUCUGCUGCUUUAGACCCACAGUAAGCAGCAGCUCUGAGCCAGAUUACAGGAAUGAAGAACUGUUGCCUAAUUGGAAAGUGCCAGCAUUCCAGACUUCAAAAAAUAAAUCUGAAGAGGCUUCUCCUGUUUUAUAUAUUAUGUGAAGAAUUUAGAUCUUAUAUUGGUUUGCACAAGUUCCCUGGAGAAAAGAAUUGCUCUGUGUAUAUCUCUUGGAAAAUAAGACAAUAGUAUUUCUCCUUUGCAAUAGCAGUUAUAACAGAUGUGAAAAUAAAUAUACUUGACUCUAAUAUGAUUAUACAAAAGAGCAUGGAUGCAUUUCAAAUGUUAGAUAUUGCUACUAUAAUCAAAUGAUUUCAUAUUGACCUUUUUAUCAUGUUUCCUCCCUGUCAAGCACUAAAAGAUGAACCAUUAUACUUUAUCUGUAAUGGUAUAGAUUAUGAAAAAAUUUCCCCUCAAACUCAUUGCAGCAGAUAACUUUUUUGAGUCAUUGACUUCAUUUUAUAUUUAAAAAAUUAUGAAAUAUCAUUCUGUCAUUAUAUUCUAAUUAAAAUUGUUUGUGCAUAAUGCUUUGGAAAAAUGGGUCUUUUAUAGGGAAAAAACUGGGAUACUGAUUUCUAUGGCUUUCAAAGCUAAAAUAUAUAAUAUACUAAACCAACUCUAAUAUUGCUUCUUGUGUUUUACUGUCAGAUUAAAUUACAGCUUUUAUGGAUGAUUAAAUUUUAGUACAUUUUCAUUUGGUUUGUGUGUUUUUGUUAUUGUUUAUAGAUUUAAGGCCUUUAUUUUAUAAUGAUCACAUUGUUUUAAACGCAGCAGUAGCUCCUUUCUGACUGGUACCUGCAGAGCACUUGGCUUUAAACCCCUAAGUAAAUGGUGAUUUCUCUAUGAGCAGACCUCACACUUUCUGUUCUGUAUAUAUUUAUUCCUAUUAUACAGUAAAAUACAUCAUACUACAUACAAUAGUUUUGUAUAUUCUCUCUUGAUCUUAAAGAUUGUAUCUUAUUGAAUAAAAUAUCCCACUGUGUAUUAUUUUUAUAUGUAAAAAGAUAAGUUUAACACUGUAUCAGGGUUUAACUUUUACUAUUUCCAGUCUUCCCCAGCUUGUAAUUUCAUCAAGGAAAUCCUUUUGCCAUUGUUAAUUUGUUGAGUAUAAGUCCACCGUGAAAUGUUAUGUAAAAUUUUUCAGAUUUGCUUUAUAGUAUUAUAGAUUGAAGUGUCUAAGAGAAGUGGGUGAAAGUGAAAAAGCAUAUAAAGGGUGUGUCAGUUGCUUUUUCUUCAACUGUAUAAGAAGUAGUAUAGUGGUGGUCAUAUGGAAAAGGUUGCUAAGUUAAAAAUUUUAGCUGGCUAUAUAGUGGUGCUUUUCUUUUCCUUCCCAGUUUUUUUCCAUUUUUUUACAGAAGUUGGGGCUUAAGUAGAUCAUGGACCUAGAGUGAUAUGACUUAUGUAUGCCAUGAAGUAGAGCCAAACAGCUCAUUAGCCACUUAAGUACUGGAGAAGGAAAGAAGCUUGGGAAACCCUGUGCCUUGUUACUGAAUAUCAAGGAGACCAGUCCUAGAAAGUCUAAAUCAUUGCUCAGGGAUCUAGACGCUGUCUCAUUGCAACUGGGCGUGAAGUAGUGUUCACGCCUUGCAGAGACUUUCCAGGAGUGUGGUCAGCCCCAUCAGUUACUAAAUUGACAUUUAAAGAUCAGAUUUCAAAUGUAAGUUCUGACCAACCUGAGAAAAUGUUAAAAUAUUGUAAAAAAUUUUUUUGGAAAUUGUAUUCUUUUAAGUUUCUAAUAAACUUAGUUACCUA
Budorcas taxicolor (takin) is the source of this 2377-nucleotide messenger RNA. It is a transcript of the gene RAP1A, whose product is annotated as RAP1A, member of RAS oncogene family. The coding region runs from base 45 to 599 and encodes 184 amino acids. The transcript is spliced from 8 exons. The record is from RefSeq and is a predicted model, not a curated record. Gene Ontology annotation, cellular component: plasma membrane. NCBI's taxonomy places the organism in Eukaryota, Metazoa, Chordata, Mammalia, Artiodactyla, Bovidae. Gene Ontology annotation, molecular function: GTP binding; GDP binding; GTPase activity. Gene Ontology annotation, biological process: cellular response to cAMP; Rap protein signal transduction; negative regulation of synaptic vesicle exocytosis.